AUGAAGUCACCAAAAAUAAAUUUUGAUCCCCCCUUUUUACUGCUGAUGCCAGUUCCUCUGGAUGUGAAAACUGAAGCCACCAUCAAUAUCAUUCCACAGGACUAUUUAAGGCAAUCACGAAUUCAAGUUGAAUUUCCAGACCUUGAACUUGAAGAUGGUGACAGGAUUUACCCUUUUACUGUACAGUUCCCAGAAGGACAAGAUAUUGUUCUUUCAUCAGAUGGCACAAAUAAGGAACUAAUUUGUCAUAUUGGCUUCAGAUCAUCUAGGCCACUGUCACUUUUAGUGACUGUGGUAUUCAUUGAUGAAGAAGAAAACAGGUUCUCAAUUCAAGUUGCUGCAACAGCAGAGAAUUGCCUACUUACUUUAUACCCAUAUUUGGCAUUUCACAGCUCUGAUCAACAAAUUAUCUUGAGAAGCAAGUCAGACACUACUUUUGAAAGUGAGAGUGACGAAAAGAUGAGUGAAGAGAGUGAAGCUGACAGUCAAAGGGAUGGGAGAGAAAAUAAGUUUGAAUUAUUAUUUUUUCCUGAUGAAGACAAAGAGGAGUACAUCUUCUUUCAGAAAACCCUGACUGCUGUUAAGAAUUGGUUCACUCUCUUUGGUUGGCCUAAAGGACAAAAUCCUGUUUCGAUCCCACAUUCACUAAGACGUGAUGUGUGUAAAGUCCACAUGACCUCCGCACAAGACAAGGUUUUUAAACAAAACGUUGGCAAAGAUCCUGAGACUGUUUAUGACAUGUUAUUCCAUCUGAGUGGACAGUUGUUACCAGGCAUUACUUGGAGCCAGCCAUUGCCCCUUGAUCCAGUUGAACGAAUGUUACAGCUCCACUGGCAGCGUUCUACAUUGCUUGCUUUCCUCAAAAGCCAAGGGGCAUAUCUUCCUCAUGUUAUGCCAGAAUUUCUGCUUGAACUUGAUGAUUAUAAGAAAUGGAUUAAAGUGCAAACUUUACAGAAGGGUCACAAGGCUGGGCUGACAAAAGGAGCUGUGAAAAACUCAGACCUACUUAGUGACAAACACCUAUUCAUUCUAGAGGACAGCGUAUUUGAGACAAUGAGCAAACGAGCUUGGACAGAUGUGUUACUGCAGGUAUACAAGGUAUUUGUUCUUCCACGUGUUUCUUCAUGUGAUAUCACUGAUCUGUUCAGCUUGGAAAGCAUGCAAAGCAUGCCAAGAAUAAAGUCAGAACCACUAUCCAGUAAUAUAUAUUCUCCAUAUGAACGAGCCAUCCUCACCUGGUUGAAUAAACAUUAUGAGAAGAAUCGAAAAACCGUGUGGAAAGAUUGUCAAAAAG
Eurypyga helias (sunbittern) is the source of this 1294-nucleotide messenger RNA. RefSeq names its product calponin homology domain containing 2 (gene CFAP47). The transcript is spliced from 8 exons. The annotation marks the transcript as partial. The record is from RefSeq and is a predicted model, not a curated record. Lineage: Eukaryota; Metazoa; Chordata; Aves; Eurypygiformes; Eurypygidae.